GGAGAAGAGGUGAUAAUACGACGAGGCGUUGCUGGUGCUGAUCAGCAGGCUACUCAACCCCCUCCAGUCAUUCGACUGCAAGUACCAUCGCUGUCUGAAUCCAGUCAGCCUUGUCCAUAUGAUCCGAGUGAAUACCAUUCCUUCCCCAGUGUGGAACGUGGGCGCUGCGAUUUCUGCGGCAUGCGACCACCGAAGUCGCCCUCUAGCGAACCAUGCAAUGAAUGCCGGUCCCAAAGCGCACUUUCCCACAUGAAAGCUGCCUUCAGACGGAAGCCGGGCCUCAGGGUUAAGGAGGCAACAGAAUACCGAAGCCCUUCUUAUACACAGCACAGUCCCUCAUCCGAAGAAUGUCCGCGUAUCGUCCCUCCCGAAAUCGCAGCGAAAAGGAUAGGCAACCCACCACGGAGAGCAGCACUUCCUGUGCCGCGACCUGGUGCUAUCAACCCAGCGCUACAGCAGAGAAGUACUACCAGGAGUGUAGAUAGUCCCUGGCGAUCAAAAAGCGCUCUUGAGCGUAACGAAGACUACCCUUACGUUCGCGAAAGUGAAGUAUCGCAGCACUUGGAUGCCAUACGUGCUGGAGCCCCAAGUCCGCUGGUCGAUUUUGCCCGCGCUGCCCGUCGCAAGAAAACUUUGGAUCCGAUUACAGACUUUUCCGAGACGGUCUUCUAUGGCCAGAAAUUUUCUGCGGCAUUCACUAACAGUGCAGAGCAACGCCAGUUGUCGCAACCCAGUUGUAGCAACCUAGUCGUCGAGGGCUAUCUAGAAACUGGUGGACAUGUCGUUGUUGAACGACCGCGCCCUGAGCAGCAGGCUAGUAUCGAUGCACAAUUGUACCAUAGUAGUGUCCAUCCAAGACUCUCCCCACAGCAAUCACAUCGACAAUCGCGGGCUUCAAGGCGGUCAGCUGAUAGUCGCCAUCGCACGAGACGUAGAGGUUCUGAAGAAGAGUUAAAAACAAACGACCAACUACCAGACUUCGAAGAGGGGUCCGCUUAUGAUGAAAUGCCUAGAUUGCGAGGUGGCGGUGGAGGAGACGGAAACGUUCAUACUAGUGGCUGUGGUCUAAUGAUGAAGCAACUGCUACUUACCUGUCACAGACCUGGUCAUGGCUACGACACCGACUCAGGUAGCGACGAAAAUCUGCCACCGGCGAGAACCCAUAAUAUCGCCGAAGUUGCGCAGGCUUUGAGGAGGGCACAUGGUACAUCUCGCCUUCCAAGAGGUAUCUCUAGGGGUUAUGGAAGCCAAGAGACACCACGAACGGGCAGAUCCGCAUCUGGCGGCGGAGAUGCUACCAAUUUACCAACCUCGCGUACAGCAAGUUUUGCGGCUAGAUACCCGCAGCCACGCUCGGUCUUCUCUUAUAUGUCACUGUUCCGUCUUGCCUCGGUCUUUGCUCGUCCCGCAAAUCCUUCUGUCGAUGCUCCCGCCGUCGCUGCGAAUGAUGCAACACUAACAGCCACACUCCGUCCGGCUGUCAGCCUUAGAGGGGGCGCCGGUUCGCCCUCUGCUCUACGAGACCAUGAGCGUGUUCCGCCUACGCUCUUCUGGCUCGCAGGUGGGAAGGGUAAACCGAUCACAACUGCUAGCUGGAAGAGUCAGAAGCCCAAAAGGAGAAUGGGCGGGGUGUUCGGAAUGGCUCUCCACGGGCUAGACGCAGGCACCGAGUAUGGAUCAAGGAAAUAUAAAGGGGAUGACGGUAGCAGUUCUGAGCUUCCGCGACAUGUUGCAGUCGCAGUUGAAGUAAGCAAGCCUGCCACGAAAGAGAAGGCAGAGAGCGUGAAGUCAGGCAUGACAUACUCUUCUAGAUUAUCCUCUUCAUCAAGGAGUAGUACCAAGAGCAACAGUAGUCGUUCCUCGAACUCGCACGGAUCUGCUGCCGCCGUUGGCGAGGUACGAAGAGAGGUCCCCUUAGACCCGGUACCUGAAGAAGCGGCUGCACCAGCGAUAGAUCCUCCCCCAGCUGACCCUGCAGCCGCAGAGGGUACACCAGUACAGGUCUCGGGGGAAGAAGCUCCUCCCGCCGAUGAUGCGCAACGAGGGCUUGUGGAUGAUGGUGCUCAUGGUGCUGCACCCGCUCCGAAUGAAGUUGAGCACGAGCACGUGGGGCAGGCGGCAGUAGAAGGAGAUGGCAGGGCUCAUAGGUGAACUCAAGGAGUGCUAAAGAUAUAAGGAACUGGGGUGAUGGGUACCGUGUCGUGGUGUUGCCGUGCUAAUAUCGGGCGUUUCUUCAUGUUUGCAGUACUGCUUCCGACUGCACUUAUGCUUUUCAAUGCUACC
Messenger RNA from Alternaria rosae, 2283 nucleotides. RefSeq lists its product as uncharacterized. Lineage: Eukaryota; Fungi; Ascomycota; Dothideomycetes; Pleosporales; Pleosporaceae. The transcript has 2 exons. The coding region runs from base 181 to 2151 and encodes 656 amino acids. The record is from RefSeq and is a predicted model, not a curated record.